Molecule: messenger RNA, 781 nt
Organism: Phialemonium atrogriseum
Lineage: Eukaryota; Fungi; Ascomycota; Sordariomycetes; Cephalothecales; Cephalothecaceae
Exons: 2
Coding region: 281-733 (150 amino acids)
Source: RefSeq, a predicted model, not a curated record
AAAGCGAGAAGCAAUAAACAACUCGGACGAAAGAAGAACCACCCACUUCGGGCUCCCGAUGCAGCCGUACCCACGGCCUGUCCUGGGUAUCGACGUUAAAAGGCCCCGGAACCUCCUCCCGGCUUUCGGAGGCGGGACGCAAGGAGUAUGCUGAGUGCGACCGUGCACCAUAUGAUGCCCUCCCCCGAUGUGUCGAGCACACUCUACCGGUCCAGAUCCGAGCCCUUAUCGAAUUCAGCAGAUCUGUUAAGAGCGACUUCCGUCAACUCCCUAGGGAGUGAUGAGCUCAGGCCACACGUACGUUGCCGCACUAUACACGGCUCCCGACACGGGAAAAGCUGCCCCUCGAAGACCCCAAGGCGGAGAGGUUCAGAUUCAAGGACAAGGUUCUGGAGCACCGUUGCUCCUUUUGGCCCAAAAAACGCCGCGACGAAAAGCCCAACGGGAGUGGUGGGAGAACAGCCCGCGUUUUAGGUUGCGGCGAAUCAUGCUGGUGGCAUGCCACCCUCAGUUCAUGUUCUACCAGACUCGGAACAACUGUUGGGCUACAAGACAGGACAAGACGAUGGCUGCUGCAGCUCAGGUGGUCAGAAGUACUGUACCUGGUGGACACGACCCUAUCAUCGAUCUCUCAGCCAUAGCCAAUAAUAUGGGGCUCUGUACUUGGAGAUCUACCGCGAUUACGACAACGUGGCUGGCGCGUAGGCAAGGGGGCUUUCUCAGAUCAUGUUGAUAUUGUAUGUGAUCAAAAGGUGAUGAUAUUUGAAGGUUCUAUGGAAGA